AUGAUUGAAACCGAGAUCAUGACAGACAAGACGGAGCUCGACUCGAGCCUGCUGGAUCUCCCGCUGCCGCAACUUACAAAAACAACGAUAACCAGCGAGUACUGGGCCUCUCAGCACCAGGCCCAGCGCCUCAACAGCGUGGACGUUGACCUGCAAUCCUUUUGGACAUACUACAACAAAGAAUGCGUCAGGGCUCUCCACAAUGGAGGGCGAUACGUGGCUCUGCGAUCGCAUCGUGAUGUGGUUGACUGUAUUCACAAACUCAAGAGCGGGAUGCUGCGCCAUGACAUCAAGGAGGAACUGCGAGAGAAACUCACAGCGCCUCACGACAACGAAGACGAGAUGCUCGACAACUCGAUAGAUUUGGCCGCCAGUCUGCUUUUGAUGAUGAGCUUCUGCAGCUUCGCGUACGGUUUCUCUGGCAGAAGCCAUCUCCGUUGGAGUCACGGGUCUCUGGAGAGCUUUGUGGCAGCUUACUUUGACCCUGGAACUGCGCAUCUGGCCAAGGAGAAUGUCAAGAUGGAGAAGAUAUUCACUGCGCGCAACUUGUGCCGCAUUGCAGGGUUGGAUGUUGUUUGGACUGAUAACUUGGUAGACCAUCUCCGAUUGACGGAUGACGAUCGACGUGUGCACGUCUUCCAUCAUGCUUCGUUCCUACAUGUCCAACAGCAGAGGUUCGCCAUUCUUUAUCAACACUCAAUGUAUACGGAAACAAGGAAGUGGUUCUCGCAACUGUCUGAGGCGGGCCUUGACAAACGAGCCAUCCAGUGUGGACAACUGAAAACGGACCAUCGGCAAACUGAAAGGUUUAGAUUCUGGAAUGAUCGUCUUGUCGUGUUGAAGCAGGUCUUUGACGAAGCACAGCCGAAAUCGUUGUCGCAAUGGUGGUAUGAUAGACGGAAUGGCGUUCAAUGGUACUGCUCCUUAAUAGCAAAUGUUCCCAAUACAGAUUGUCAUCCGCUAAUACCAGUCGUCAAAAGGUACACAUUUUGGGUAGCCGUCCUUGUUCUUGUGUUGACAAUAUUCUUUGGGUUGGUGCAGAGUGUUGAGGGUGCUUUGCAAGUGUAUGCCUCCUUCAAGGGUCUCCAUGAAUCAAGAUGA
Fusarium graminearum PH-1 is the source of this 1101-nucleotide messenger RNA. RefSeq lists its product as uncharacterized. The transcript is spliced from 2 exons. NCBI's taxonomy places the organism in Eukaryota, Fungi, Ascomycota, Sordariomycetes, Hypocreales, Nectriaceae. The record is from RefSeq and is a predicted model, not a curated record. The coding region runs from base 1 to 1101 and encodes 366 amino acids.